AUGGGCCGGCAUUUCGAAGGCGUGCGCGCCCCGUUCCGGUACGAAGGAAGCAUCAGGCAGGCGAUACUGGCCCUGAAAUACGGCGGCAUCAAGGCAGCCGCGCCGCAACUUGGAGACAUGCUCGCCGACUAUCUCCAGUCCAACCCGCUCCCGGGCGACCUGAUAGCCCCAGUGCCGAUGCAUGCCACUCGAAGGCGGGAACGCGGGUACAACCAAGCCGAGUUGUUGGCCCGCCGGGUCGCCGGGCGGUGCGAUAUUUUGUACCAGGGCGAUUUGCUGGUUCGAACCCGACGGAUCGAUGCCCAAGCGGGCAUGACCGGCGCCGCCGAAAGGGUUGCCAACGUGGCGGAUAGCGUCGCGUUGUCCGACCGUAGUGAUGUGCGUGACAAGCACAUCAUAUUAGUCGACGACGUGGUGACCACGGGAAGCACGCUGGAUACCUGCGCAGCGGCGCUCAAGAAGGCCGGCGCCGCGUCGGUCUGGUGCCUGACGCUAGCGGUGGCCGGGAGCCGGCGCCGGGGAAAAUGA
Molecule: messenger RNA, 528 nt
Organism: Geodia barretti
Lineage: Eukaryota; Metazoa; Porifera; Demospongiae; Tetractinellida; Geodiidae
Source: the annotation of a GenBank genome assembly